Messenger RNA from Cyphomyrmex costatus, 869 nucleotides. Its product is annotated as NECAP-like protein CG9132. Lineage: Eukaryota; Metazoa; Arthropoda; Insecta; Hymenoptera; Formicidae. Gene Ontology annotation, cellular component: membrane; clathrin vesicle coat. The coding region runs from base 114 to 869 and encodes 251 amino acids. The record is from RefSeq and is a predicted model, not a curated record. Gene Ontology annotation, biological process: endocytosis. The transcript is spliced from 3 exons.
UUUGUCAGGAGAGUGUGUGUAAGCGAACCUUCGAACAGUAGUUUUGCGAGGAGGGCAUUUCUCGUGAUUGUUUUUGCGAUCGUUUCCUGUAAAGAUCGUCAUCGGCAAGCGCGAUGGAGACGUACGAGAGCGUCCUUCUGGUGAAAUCCGAAGUGUUCGUCUUCAAAAUUCCACCAAGGUCGACCAACAGGGGUUAUCGGGCAGCUGACUGGAACCUACAGGAACCCUCCUGGACUGGACGCAUGCGAUUGGUGUCACAAGGCGACAGCAUUACAAUAAAGCUGGAAGAUAAGAUCACGGGUGAACUGUUUGCUAAGUGUCCUAUUGAGCAAUAUCCUGGGAUAGCGGUAGAACCAGUCACUGAUUCAUCUAGAUACUUUGUCCUGAGGAUCCAAGACGACAAUGGACGGUCAGCGUUUAUAGGUGUCGGCUUCUUAGACAGGUCUGAUAGUUUUGAUCUAAAUGUUGCUCUUCAGGAUCAUUUUAAAUGGUUAAAGAAUCGGGAGCAAAUUGAGAAGGAGAAGGAAAAGCCGAAACAGGAAUUGGAUCUCAGAUUUAAGGAAGGCGAAACUAUCAAGAUUAACAUGAAGAUUACCAAAAAGGAUGGCAGCGAAGUAACUUCCAAAUCCAGACAACGUACCAAUCCAGCUGUAGGUUUACCGCCUCCUCCAGGUGGUGUCAAGAUUGCUCCACCACCAGCAAAAACUCCUACUUCUUCACCAGCGCACAAGCCGUUACAAAAUCAAAAUCAAGAUGUUACCAGUUCAGAGUGGGGCGAAUUUGCUAGUGCUUCUCAAUCAGCAUCGGCAUCAGCACCUGCACCUGCACCUGCACCCACAGUAGCUAAUGCCAGUUGGGUGCAAUUCUAA